UGGCUAGGGAUAUACCUAAACUUGCGGCUUUCCUUUAAAAAAUACCUUAGGAUUAUAAAGGGGAAAGCCCUUAAAGCAGCUAACUUUCUAAAAUCCCUAAAUAAAAUACAAAAAGGAUCCCCACCAGACGUAGUAGCUAUAGUAGCUAAGGCCUGCGUCGCCCCUGUAGCCCUAUAUAGGACGGAGGCGUUUUAG
Trichoderma harzianum CBS 226.95 is the source of this 195-nucleotide messenger RNA. RefSeq lists its product as hypothetical. Lineage: Eukaryota; Fungi; Ascomycota; Sordariomycetes; Hypocreales; Hypocreaceae. The transcript has a single exon. The annotation marks the transcript as partial. The record is from RefSeq and is a predicted model, not a curated record.